This is a messenger RNA of Adineta steineri, 906 nucleotides long. The record is from the annotation of a GenBank genome assembly. Lineage: Eukaryota; Metazoa; Rotifera; Eurotatoria; Adinetida; Adinetidae.
AUGACAGUUGAAACUGAUACAAUUAAGAAUCCAAAAGAAUCUCCCACAAAAACAAAACGUAAACGUGCAUCACGUUCAAGUUCAAGUGGUUCAAGUUCAUCAGGCACGACAAGUUCCUCAUCAGCUUCGAGUCGUUCAUCGUCAUCCUCAUCAUCUAAUUCAUCAUCAUCAACUAGUCGUUCAUCAUCAGCUGCAUCAUCACCAGAAAAAAAAGGUGAUCGUAAUAAAGUAAAUAAUAAUAAAUCAUCAAAUAAAAAAUCAUCAGAACAUGAUAUAAUUGAUGAAAAAAAACCUGUUCAAUCAACAAAUUCAACACGUCGUAGUCCAAGUCCAUCAUCACGUCGGCAAGAAAAAGAAGCUACCAAAAUUUAUAUUGGUAAACUAUCUUUAAAUGUUAAUAAAGAACAUUUAGCUGAAAUCUUUGGAACAUUUGGUGAAAUAAAAGAGAUUGAUUUACCAUCUCAUCGUAUAUAUACACAUCUUCAUCGUGGUUUUGCUCAUAUUGAAUAUGUGACAGCAAAUGGUGCUGAACAAGCAUGUAAAUAUAUGGAAGGUGGACAAGUUGAUGGUAAAGAAAUUGUUUGUGUGCUGGUUCAUGGUCAACCACCACAUUUAUCUUCGGAUAGAAAUCGUCGAGAACGAUCACCUUAUCAUGGAAGACGUCGACGUUCACCAUUACCACCAUCACGUCAUUAUCCACCACAAAGACGUAUGGGAGAUCGUGAUCGUGAUCGUGGAAGAUAUAAUGAUCGACGAGGUGGAUAUUCACCACCAUCAAGAAAUUAUCGACGUGGACAAUCACCACCGACAUCUAGUCGACGAACUGGUGCAGGUGGAAAUGCGGCUGAAUCACCAAAGAAAAAAGAACGUAGAUAUUCACGAUCAAGUUCAAGUGAAUCAAAAUAA